AUGUACACCGCAAGUACGGGUGAGGACACGAGGGAUAACGUUGUCCUUCUGCAAACGUUUCGUGCGUGGGUCAUCGCUGAUGACCGCUCGGUGUACAUCAGAGGGAUAUUGGAUGGCGGCAGCCAGAAGACUUUCAUCAGGCAAGACAUCUCCAGGAAAUUGAAGCUGCAAGUGCUGGGAGAAAUAGUUGUACGGCUGAACACGUUCGGUGAUGCCACAGGAUCAGAAACAGCUCACAGACACCGCCUGGUACAAGUACGACUGCGAAGUCAAUACGAUGAGAAGGAAUACCUGCUUGAAGCGGUGGAGAUCCCGUUCCUCUCCAAAGACAUCGUAGCAGCAUCCGUGAACGACAGUUUUGUGGCAGCAGUCAAAGCCGAGGGUGGAUGCAUCGCCGACGAGGUUUUCUUCGCUGGAGUAGAGGCCCAACCUGGAAUCGGGCUAUUGGGACCCAGCCUACUGAAGUCAUCGGUGACUAAGGGUACGAAUGCUCUAACUUGCGUGCUCCACGUUCAAGCCACGACAGAGGGGCAUUGCCUCGACAUCAGGAAGUUAUGGGAGUUGGAGAGCCUCGGGAUCACCGACGACACAAGUGACAAGCGACUUGAAGAUGACGUGACCUUGAGGGACUUCGACAGCACAGUCGAAAAUAAGGAUGGUCGAUACCAGGUCGGCCUACCGUGGAAGGCAGACAGUACUUACCUGGGGGACAACCGCAAGGUAGCGGAGCGCAGACUGGUGAAGAGGCUACGCUCCAACGAGAGUCAACUGCUUGGCUAUGAUGAAGCAAUGAGGAACUACUUGAUCCAAGGCCACGCAGAAGUGGUUUCCGAAGACGAGUGCACUUCCGCAGAACACAUUUACUACAUGCCUCACCAAGCAGUAUUCCGGGAAGAUUCGGCAACGACGAAGCUUAGGGUGGUCUUCGACGCGUCUUCUCACGCACCAGAUACAGCAUCGUUAAACGAGUGUUUGGAGAAAGGCCCGAAGCUUAACGCCGAAUUACUGCCACUACUCUUACGAUUUCGCACGGAACGGGUUGCUAUUGCUGCGGACAUAGCGAAGGCGUUCUUACAAGUCUUGGUGAGAGAGGAAGAUAGGGAUGCGCUGCGCUUCCUCUGGUUCCAGGAAACUCCACCAGUGGAUGGCCCUUUGCCCGAAAUCCAAAUCUGGAGAAUGACUCGUGUACCGUUCGGUACGACUUCAAGUCCGUUUAUUUUAUCGGCAACGAUCCAACAUCAUCUGAAGAAAGUCGAGGGACCCCUUAAAGAAACGGCAGAGAAGCUUAGAGAGUGCUUCUACGUAGACGACUUGCUCACAGGCGCUUCUACCGAAGCAGAAGCCGAACGACUGUACACUGAAGCGAACACCAUCAUGCAGCUGGCUGGGAUGGAUUUAAGAAAGUGGGCGUCAAGUUCAUCAGUUCUCAGCCAACGUUUGCAAGAGCACGACGACAGGUGUCCUGGAGGGUAUUACGCAGCGACGACAGAACUCGGCCUCCUAGGAUUGCUGUGGGACCGAGAGACGGAUCAACUGAAGCUCUCUCGCAACAGCUGGAGCCUCUCCUCAAGAGGGAACACGAAACGCGCGGUACUGAAGGUCUCCGCCACCGUCUUCGACCCGCUCGGCUUCGUCGCACCAUUCACUAUACGAGCAAACAUGCUGUUUCAACGAAUUUGGCAAAUUGGGCUCGACUGGGACGAAGACUUACCGGACGCGAUGGCUGAAGAAUGGGCGUGGUGGAGUGGUGAGCUUCCACAGAUAAAAAGCAUGGCAAUACCACGCUACCUUUGCCAAGGCAUCGGAUACUCGUCCAGUCAGGUCCAGGUGCAUGUGUUCACGGAUGCAAGCCCGGCUGCGUACGGCGCGGUAGCAUACAUGCGGACACAGGAUGACUGCGGGGAAAUUGCGGUAGUCUUCCUUAUGGCGAAGGCACGAGUGUCACCUCUGACAACGUUGACGCUGCCACGUCUGGAACUGAUGGGAGCUUUAAUCGGAUGCAGACUUGCGAAGACCAUUCGUACAUCUCUCACGCAUCUCUCUACUUCUGGACAGAUUCAAGCAUCGUCCUGUGCUGGAUUAGAGGAUCAACACUGCGGUGGAAACAGUUCGUCAGAAACAGAGUUACCGAAAUACAGGCUGAGACGGAUCCAGCAGCAUGGAGGCAUUGCCCCGGGCAGCAAAACCCAGCGGAUCUUCUAA
Molecule: messenger RNA, 2202 nt
Organism: Ornithodoros turicata
Lineage: Eukaryota; Metazoa; Arthropoda; Arachnida; Ixodida; Argasidae
Exons: 2
Coding region: 1-2202 (733 amino acids)
Source: RefSeq, a predicted model, not a curated record